Molecule: messenger RNA, 1047 nt
Organism: Arabidopsis lyrata subsp. lyrata
Lineage: Eukaryota; Viridiplantae; Streptophyta; Magnoliopsida; Brassicales; Brassicaceae
Product: putative defensin-like protein 160
Exons: 2
Coding region: 64-297 (77 amino acids)
Source: RefSeq, a predicted model, not a curated record
AUUUUCGUUUUGAACUCUAAUUUUAGAAAACAUCGGUGACUUUGUUUUGUUGUAAUUUUGAUCAUGGCCAAGUUAUCAUGUUCUUAUUUCCUUGUACUCAUGCUUGUGUGCUCAGCUUUUUUAAUGGUUGAAUGUGAUGAGGGGAAGCGAUGUCAUACGACGAUUGACCAGGCAAAUUUUUGUGAUCUUGUCGAUUGUCGUUUAAGCUGCUUUUCUGGAUACAAUGGAGUUGGAAAAUGUUUUGACGAUCCUAAAGUUCCUGGAAGCUCUAAUUGUGGUUGUCUAUAUAAUUGUUAGAGUGAUUAUUUUAAAAUGGGGGUUAUAUUAAAAUUAAGUUUACCACUUCCUUUAUCGAUAUGAAUACAAGAGAUUAAUAAUUUAACUCUAGAAAAUUCUCGAGAUUUCAAUCAUUUUGUUUAUUUAUUUUAUUUUUCUGGUUAACAAUCUCUUUUACAUACUCCACUAGAUUGCCUAUCAAUUUAUUGUCAAGGUAAAAUUCUUAGCAUGUUCUCGAGAUGAUAAUUUGUCUAGUCCACUUCGAACCGAAACAUUCUUUAAGAUCAGCAAAGAUUAACCAAUUUAAAUCAACGUAAUCUCUAAAGACAUUAUCUGAUUGCCCUUGUUAAAACGGUCAAGCAAAUUGGAGACGGCAAAGAGAGUUUCAGUCCUCAACAUCUAUGACACGCCCCUCACGAAUAUCGUGUACUAUAUACUACGUACAAGGCUCAUGGUUACGGAAAUUAUUGGUUUAGCUUUUGAUGCGUUUUAAAUCAAAAUCUUGGAUAGUGUUUAGACUUACUUCAGUGAUUCUUAUCAAAUAAAAAAGUUUCAAGACUAUGACUGAUGCGGUCUCGGGCCUCCCCGUUUUGUUAGCACUGAUUUUUGAAAUCGUUAGUCUUAAAUUUAGCAUAAUUACCAAAUAUAUUCAGAUUCGGUUCUUGGUUUACUGUUUUCUGGUUCAACUAUAACUCCUUCAUGUCUUCGAAAUUCCGAUGGUCGAAAUCAUUUCUUUCAAGAAAAUAAAAAAAAAAGAUAUCAACCUUUGGG